UGUACUGUCUCUUUAAAUGCAGGAGAGCUGCGUGUGAGUAGACGUUCACUGUCCUGCGAGAAAACACGGCACCGAAUGGCUGCACAGACAGACUCUUGCUACUUAGGCUUUGACUUCAGCACCCAGCAGCUGAAAGUAGUUGCUAUUGAUGGAAACCUUCAAGUUACUCACCAGAACAAUGUCCAGUUUGACAGUGAUCUGCCAGAGUUCAGGACUCAGGGAGGAGUGCACAUCCACGAGGACAGAUUGACUGUAACCUCCCCGGUGUGCAUGUGGUUGAAGGCACUUGACCUCAUCCUUGAGAAGAUGAAGAAUGCCGGCUUUGACUUCUCUCAUGUUAAGGCAGUUUCAGGGAGCGGGCAGCAACAUGGCAGUGUGUACUGGAAAAAAGGAGCAAGACAGGCUCUGCAGCAUCUUGAUCCAGGGAGAGAUUUGCACAGCCUGCUUCAGGGUAAUUUUGCUGUCCAAGACAGUCCAGUGUGGAUGGAUUCCAGUACUGCAGAGCAGUGUCAGUACCUCGAGUCUGCAGUAGGGGGUGCUCAACAGCUUGCUGACAUCACUGGGUCACGAGCCUAUGAGCGUUUCACUGGAAACCAAAUUGCCAAGAUCCAUCAGUUCCAGCCAGAUAAAUACAAUGAAACAGAGAGAAUCUCAUUGGUCAGUAGCUUUGCUGCAUCUCUCUUCCUUGGCAACUAUGCAGCAAUUGACUACAGCGAUGGUUCAGGGAUGAAUUUAAUGGACAUCUUCACUAAACAGUGGUCAGAACCAUGUCUGAAAGCCACAGCACCUCAGUUAGCAGAGAAGCUGAGUGACCCCACACCAUCUACAGUGGUUCUGGGCUUUGUUUCCCACUACUUUGUUAAGCGCUUUGGGUUUCCGGAAGAUUGCAAAGUGGUUGCUUUCACCGGAGACAACCCUGGAUCGCUAGCUGGGAUGCGCCUACAGGAGGGUGAUAUAGCGGUGAGCUUGGGUACAAGUGAUACUGUCUUCCUUUGGAUCAAGGAACCGAGGCCCACACUGGAGGGCCAUAUCUUCUGCAACCCUGUGGACAAUCUGUCCUACAUGGCUUUGAUCUGCUACAAGAAUGGCUCUUUGACUAGAGAGAGGAUCCGUAACGAGUGUGCAGGGGGAUCAUGGGAAGGUUUCUCCAGAGCCCUGAGGUCCGUCCCCAUGGGAAACAAUGGAAACAUAGGCAUUUAUUUUGAUGCAGUGGAGAUCACACCCCCAGCGGUUGGGAUUCACAGAUUUGAUCAGCAUGAUAGACGAGUAGCUACCUUCACCCAGGAGGUGGAAAUUCGAGCCCUGGUUGAAGGACAGUUCUUGGCAAAGAGGGUGCAUGCCCAGAAGCUGGGCUAUAAGAUCAUUCCAGGAACGCGUGUGCUGGCGACGGGAGGGGCCUCGUCUAACAAGGACAUUCUUCAGGUUCUGUCUGACAUCUUCAGUGCUCCAGUAUACACUAUUGAUGUGGCCAACUCUGCUUGUCUAGGCUGUGCCUACAGAGCUAUGCAUGCACUUGUUGCGGGAAUGGGGGUGUCCUUCUCAGAAGCAGUGAGAAAAGCCCCAGGAGCACAACUGGCAGUGACGCCAAGCCCAGAGGCCGAGGAGGUCUAUGGACCUCUUCUGAAGAGAUAUGCAGAACUGGAGGAGAAAGUUCUCAAGGACAUAAAACUGUGAUUCAGAUUGCACGGUGCCUUUAAGCUAUUCCUCUCUACCAUGAACAGAUGAAGCCUCAACCAUAAUUCAUUAUUCUAUAUGAAGGAAUUUCCUUUGUUCUUUCAUUUACCUAUAUGAGAAGUCUAUGUGGAGAUCAUCUCGGGUUGAGUCAUUGCUUAGUGCUGGCUGUGGGCAGGAAGCAGCUCAGUGUGGUCAUUACUCUGGCCUGAUGGUUUCUAAUGUAUCACCAUAUCAGGUUUACCCACUAACAUGAUUCUAGUCUGAGGUGUGGAAUUAAGAGAAGAAAUUACUGUCAGGAAGUACAUGACUGGAGCUCUGCUUCCCCUUCUAACACAGAGUGAUUAUUUUAUGUGCGCACGUGAACUAUGUGUGUGAGAUGUUUUGACCUAAGGCUGUGUUCUAUUAAUACUCUAUCCAAGUUUCACACAUUCCCUGCUCACUGACACCAGUGGCCCUCUGCUGCCAUUUUAAAUCAAUUGUUCAUUAGUCUCCAGCCUUCCCCACUGCUUAGUGAACUCAUGGGCUGUAAGACAAGAUGACAGUGUUGCAUGCAUUUAUGCUGGAAGAAAUUGUGUUUAGGUGAUGAUCUGAAUAUAGCCGUGCAGAGUGCACAGCCCUGAAAGUGUUUAAUUUGGACUUAAGUGAGUUAAAAACUGAUUCGAUUUGUGUAUUUAGACAUGAACAUAUUGUCACAGGACAAAACCUCAAAUCUCCAAAAAGGGAAUUUUGCAGGAGAAGGAAAAAAUCUUAAUGAAGUUAAUGAAACCACAUGUUAAUUUUGGAGCAUUUCUGUUUCUCUAUUCCUCAAGAAACUUUAACACAAUGCAAAGAGCAGCUGGUAUUUUUAGUCAUUAUUGUAAAAAUUUAGAUAGAAGUUUUUGUCCUGACAGCGAUGAUAUGAUAAUUUGCCUAAUUUGCUGAUAAUUUGCUGAAGUAGUGGUGAUCAAAAUGUAGACUAGAGGUCUGCGCGGGACUUUUUUCAGUCUCACUCCCGCCCGCUCACGCAAGAUUUCAUCCUGCUCCCAAAGAAAAUCGGAAUCAUUUGUCCCGCUCCCGCCCGCUACUGAAACAUUUUGGCCCACGCAGUUCCAUCGAGGCGAACUGACAUCAAAUGUCUGGCAAAGUCUAUUCACAAAUACAUUCAUUUCUCUCUGUAAUAACAUGGCAGUCAUGGUCAGCCUUACUGUGAAGUAAUUUCACCAAACACCAUUUAUUCCCAGCAAACACAAAGCAGGAAUUAAAACACAGAACAGUUAUUUUUCGUAUUUUUCUGGGCUCGGCAGCUGUGGUCAGCUGUGGUCAGAUUCACGUGAUCAGUUGCUUCGCAGCUCUUUAAAAAAGAUUCAUAAAUUUUAAUUGUUUUAUGUUAUUGUGUUAAAUUGUUUAUACAUGUGAUUUAGUGAUCAUUCGACUUCAUGUAGACUACUCAUUCAUUUGCGGGAUUUCUCUUCAUGCAUCCCGCUCCUGCCUGCAGUGGGUUGGUUUCCUUCCCACUCCCGCACACAACACUGUGGACCAAGGCAAGAAUAAAUUUAAAAAUUCAGUGUGUGUUUUCA
Molecule: messenger RNA, 3230 nt
Organism: Colossoma macropomum (tambaqui)
Lineage: Eukaryota; Metazoa; Chordata; Actinopteri; Characiformes; Serrasalmidae
Gene: xylb
Product: xylulokinase homolog (H. influenzae)
Exons: 19
Coding region: 76-1674 (532 amino acids)
Biological process (GO): D-xylose metabolic process; xylulose metabolic process
Cellular component (GO): cytosol
Molecular function (GO): D-xylulokinase activity
Source: RefSeq, a predicted model, not a curated record